This is a messenger RNA of Zea mays, 1990 nucleotides long. RefSeq lists its product as uncharacterized. The transcript is spliced from 4 exons. The record is from RefSeq and is marked validated. The coding region runs from base 185 to 1582 and encodes 465 amino acids. Gene Ontology annotation, biological process: regulation of DNA damage checkpoint. Gene Ontology annotation, molecular function: DNA binding; protein binding. Gene Ontology annotation, cellular component: nucleus. NCBI's taxonomy places the organism in Eukaryota, Viridiplantae, Streptophyta, Magnoliopsida, Poales, Poaceae.
AUCCGCGUCGCAAAAUUUCCCGCCAUCCGUCGCAGUUCCAGUGUCCCACCGCCUCGCAUCCAAACAACUUUACCCAACCGCCGCCCUCAAUCUGCACUCAUCCACUACAUUCUUCUCUUCCUCCACACGACCCCACCCAACCAAGCCGCCUCGAACAGUUUCCAGAAUACUACAUCCCACCAACAUGGCGUCGCCGCCGCCGGGUGCCGGGCUUACUGAGUAUGAGCGCCGCCGCGAGGAGAACAUCCGCCGCAACGAGACUAUCCUCGCCGCGCUCCGUCGCAAGGCCGCCGAGCUCUCUGCCUCCUUCAUCCCCACGGCUUCCUCUCCCAAGCGCCCCAAGAAGCAGCAUCCCCUCGCGAGAACGACCAGCCCCGUCGUCCUCCGCCGCUCCUUGCGCACCCGCGGCAUCCCCGCCGGCGAAUCCUCCGCUUGUGACGGCGCUAACACCUCGCUAAAUACGCCGCCGUCCCCGACGAAGCCCCGCAGCACACGGUUCUCAUCCUCCCUCGCCUCGGCCCUGCGAGACGCCACCGCCGCAGAGCCGUCGCCAUCGGUCAAAAGCUGGAUCGGUGCGCCUGACGGGUUCGACCCCUGUAGGGAGCUGGUGCUACGGCCCGUGGACGUGAGGAAGGUGGUGCCGGGCCGGAUAUUGUCCUUGCGAAUCCUGCCGCUGUCCGACCGGACUGUGGUGGUUGCCGGGAACGUGCACGGGCAUAUUGGGUUCUGGGAUGUGGAUCGUCUCGUGGAGGAUGAGGAUGGUGAUGGUGUAGACGGGGUAUUCGAGUAUUUUCCUCACAGGGGGUCUGUAGGGGGCAUUGUGAUGCACCCCGCUAUGUUGCAUAAGAUUUACAGCUCUAGUUAUCAUGGUGAAAUUUGUCUCAUGGAUGUUGAGAAAGAGAACUUUAAUACAGUCUACUUGUGUGACUAUCCCAUUUUCUCGCUUUGUCAAGCACCAAAUAGUCCAAGCUCUCUAUAUUUUGCCGAGGGAAAUGAAUUAAAACUUUUUGAUGAAAGGAUGGGCAAGGUACCAACUACAUGGAGUUUACAUGAUCAUAGAAUCAACUCGAUAGAUUUUCGUCCAGAGAACCCAUAUAUAUUUGCCACAAGCUCGACAGAUCGAACAGUUUGCAUAUGGGACAUAAGAAGGAUGAAAAAGAAGGGUUCUGAGAGCUUAAAAGUUUUGGAAUACAACAAAUCCAUUCAGUCAGCUUAUUUCUCACCCAGUGGAAAUAUGCUUGCAACAACCAGCCUUGAUGACACUGUCCGAAUUUUUGACAUCGAUAACUUCGAUGAUUCAUGUACUCUUAAGCAUGAUAACAGGACAGGCAGAUGGCUGUCCACAUUCAAGGCAAUCUGGAGCUGGAAUGACAGCAAUCUAUUUGUUGGGAGCAUGAAAAGAGCAAUAGAUGUUAUCUCAGUUGAUCGCAGACAGAAGAGCAUCUCAGCUUCGUACAUGGCAUUUCUUGAGAGUGAACACAUGACAGCCAUCCCAUGCCGCUUUACGCUGCACCCGUGCAAAGUUGGCCAUCUGGCUGGUGCAAGCUCUAGUGGUAAGGUGUUUCUCUGGACCAGAGCUUGAAGCAGGCUGAUCAUCGACUGACUGGGAUGUCCUCGGCCUGUUGCUGGCCCUGUCCUGCCCAAGUUCCUGACCACGGAGAUCCUCAUCUCGCGGUUCUGUACUAAUGAUCGUUAGCAUUAUCCUGCUUUUAAUGUAUAAGGGCUAGUUUGAGAACUCUAUUUUUUCAAGGGAUUUCUGUUUUUUUAAUAGAAAAUGAACUAAUUUCUAUUGGAAAAAUAAAAAAAAUCCCUUAAAAAAAUGAGGUGGCUAAACUAGCCCUAAUAGUUUGCACUGCAUAACCAUUUGGUAUCGUGAUGCAUGUGGUUGUUCGGUCCAGUAGAAUUAGAAAUUAGUUUUCUAAACCAAUGUUAGAUCAGGAUUGUUAUGAAAAAUGUUUGAUAAGGUUGUUAAUUUGCUAUGUUUGAGGUU